ACCACUCACCACGGAGCUUUCGAAAAACAACGUACCCUACAAGUGGGGUGCCCCGCGACUACUCCUGAUACCCUGUGGUUCAGGGACUUUAAACAUCUUGGACGCCUCAGAGAUAGCUGGAAUACUGCAGCAGCUGGAGCUGUCUCCUAUUACAAAGGCCACACAAACCACACCGCAUCGGCCUUAACCCACC
Molecule: messenger RNA, 193 nt
Organism: Pelobates cultripes (western spadefoot toad)
Lineage: Eukaryota; Metazoa; Chordata; Amphibia; Anura; Pelobatidae
Source: the annotation of a GenBank genome assembly